AUGGAUUUCAAGGAGUUUGAAGUUGAUAUCGAGCGAGCCAUCGAGAACUCCGAGCUAUCAAAAUCAUGCACUAUUACAGAAACUUUGGACUGGGUCGAUUCAACGUGGUAUGCGCCUCAAAGUAGGAAUGCUCGCUGGAUGGACCUAAUCGGCGACUAUGCCAGUGCAGAACCUUUCGUCAUAGAUGGUACUCGUUUGACUUGUCAUUCUUUACUCCAAGUUGUGCUUGAUGAUUGUCUGCUCGCACUAGCGAAGGAUGACGAACACAUACUGCAGAACUUUCGAAAUCGAUCAGCGAACUUCGAUAUCGUUUUCAUUGAUGGCAACCGACACCUAGUAGUACUGCGAGCGGGCGAGUUGGAAUUUAUUGUUGCAUCUCGAGCCCUAGCUAGAAGACUCCUAUAUAAGCACCUCCAGUCGCUGGAUUCGGUGAAUACCUUCACCUUUACGAGUCUCUUCGACAAAAAGUGGCUCGAUUAUCGUGCUCGAGUGAAGGUAGAACUUCGUCUCACAAAAUGGCGUGGCUUGGCAAUGGCGCCGCUCCAGGGUGCUAAUUUCAAGGACACCAAGAUCUUAACUUUCGUUUUUGAAUCAAAGCUUCGCUCAAGCCAUGGAGGGCAUUUCCCCAAUGCUGUUUUAUCCGCGGGCGUCGCUGCCAGGAACAUUCUUACUAGUCAUGAACAAGGGCCAUUCGAUCAAGUCCGCAGCUGUGUUCUUGGUGAAGCAUCAGUAUCUCCAUCUGUCUUCGACCUCUGCGCGACCUUGAAGGAUGUUGGAUUGUCAUAUCUUUCAGCGUUCAAGAGCGACACUCAGCCGUUGCUACUUGCUGUUUUUAUCAUCCACGUCCUUCUUCUCAAGAAUGUCUCCGUCCAGGAUCGAGCGCGGCGCCUGCCGUCAAUGAAACCUGACCUUUUCACUUCAUUGACGAAAUCCUUCCUACCUCAUAUUCUUCGGGCGACAGAAGCAGUCAUUGUAGCAGACGAUGCAUCCCUCGACAUUGAUAUUCGUGUAUUCCUUUGUAUCUUGCGCUAUCUUUCCGAGCAUCCAGCUCAAUCGUUGACGGAGGUCCUGGGACCGACUGUGGUCAAAGAUGGAAUUCAUGGAUCGAAGUAUGGACAGUUAGUAACGCUUUGUUUCGGAGGUAGAACAGCCACUCAAUUAUUUAUUGCUCCUACCAGUGCGGGGAAGACCUUCAUCUCGUAUUACGCUAUGGAGAAGAUUCUCCGAGGGUCUGAUGACGGGAUACUCGUUUAUAUUGCACCGACAAAAGCUCUUGUCGCUCAGGCUGCAGCCGAGAUUUAUGCUAGGAAGGAUCUUAACGGUCAUGAGUACUCAUGGAGCUGCUGGGCCAUUCAUUCCCGUGACUACCGGGUCCACGAUCCACAGAACUGCCAAAUCCUUGUCACCGUCCCUGACAUCCUGGCGAUCAUGCUCUUAUCUCCUCCACUCGCCAAGAUGUGGACCCCCCGACUCAAAUAUGCACAUUCUCUCCCCUCCGAUCUUGCAUUGGAAGCAGUGGAUACAUUGCAUUUAUAUCAUGCUCUAAGCACGUGCAAAGCCCUCCAGCCCUCCAUUCUCGCUGCCCUCGAUCCUGCGGUAUUUUUUUCGUCUAGCAAACUGCUUCAGCAGAAGGAUGUAAUCCAAUACGAAGAGGCUCUAAAACGGCACCUCGUCCCGUUGUUGUCCUCCUUCGAUUCGCAAGACUCCGGGACGCCGUUGUCGCGCGUCAUUGUCCAGCUCCAAGAUGAUGAUUCAUCUCGUCUCCCAGACAGAAUGUUGAACUCUGCACCUAGUCGUGUUUUGCCGAUCUUCACGCACCAGGGGGACCUCCCCGGUAUAUUCUUCUCAUUCGAUCGAAGCAAUUGCAAAUAUAUGGCCAAAAUUUUGAACAGGGUGCUCGAGAUCAAGGAAGACAGAUGGCGCAAAACUAGUCCGGAAUGGAAACGCAAAAUGGCACAAUAUCAUGCAUACCUCCAGAGCGCAAAAGAGCGGGAACGCCAAGCUGCACGAGCAUCGAAACACAAGGCCGAUGAAGAGGAUAAGCGUGCUGACACGAGUGAAUGGCAAGCAUCCUUUAGACCUGAUGAUCCCGUAUCAGACUUCUCAUUCGCUGGUCAAGGUAUUUCGUACACUCCAUCGGAGCUUGAAGAGGAUAUCGCCGAUUUUGCGAGGCGGAAACUCUUUCUACCUGAAUGGGCAAUGAAAUGUUUAAGGCGGGGGAUUGCUGUUCACCAUGCUGGCACUCUUGCCUUAGGUAUCAAUGCCCCGACCAAAACUUCGAUUUUCUGCGGCGAUUCACCCUUCCUCACUGCACUCAUGUAUCGACAAUGUGCGGGACGCGCUGGACGGCGAGGAUAUGACACCCUCGGUAAAGUCGUUUUCUAUGCUCUUCCCAUGAGCAGGGUACAGAGACUGGUUUUCUCGAAACUGCCAUCCCUCUCUGCGAGUUUCCCUGUAACAUCGACUCUCGUUGUACGCCUGUUCAAUCUGCUGGAAGGUUCCGAUUACUCUACGACUGCUGUCGCUGCUGUGCAACGGCUCUUCCGCCUCCCACGAAUCGGUUUUGGCUCUGAGGAAGGAAGAUACCAACUUUUGCACCAUAUAGGUUUCUCGAUCGUCUACUUGCGUCGUGCUCAUCUGCUCGACGAGCAAGGAAAGCCACUCGAUCUUUUUGGAAUAGCUGCAUACCCGCGAUGCAUGUCUGACUGGACUGGGGAUUUGUCUAUCGCUGAAGAGCUCCUCACCCAAGAUAUCCACACCAAUGCCAACGACUUUACUUCAUAUGCCAAUCGUUCGUUCAUUAUGGCUCUGAAGCACAACUUGGACCACGCCCUUGAGGAUGCAUCAAGGUCAUCAUUGACUGGCUUCAUCUCGAAAGGCAUCGCCCUCUGCGGAAAAGGUCACGUCCGAGAAGCAAGGGUGGGAUUUGACGUUGCAUCUAUGUUCACGAACCAAGAUUCAGCAGGGUCACCAAUGACUUCAACCGUGUCAUACCAUGUAGAGGAGGCGUGCAACAUCCUGCGCAGUCUCAUUCCUAACUCUUUGACUGCAACGGAUCAGAAGACGAUGCAACCACCUGCCCAUGGGAAGAAGGAAACUGUCUAUGAAAAAGACGACAAGAGCUGCAAGCGUGACACCACGUCCGCGUAA
Messenger RNA from Suillus plorans, 3150 nucleotides. RefSeq lists its product as uncharacterized. Lineage: Eukaryota; Fungi; Basidiomycota; Agaricomycetes; Boletales; Suillaceae. Gene Ontology annotation, cellular component: cytoplasm. The transcript has 14 exons. Bases 1 to 3150 code for a protein of 1049 amino acids. Gene Ontology annotation, molecular function: nucleic acid binding; ATP binding. The record is from RefSeq and is a predicted model, not a curated record.